AGAAAAUUUAAGGCAGGGAAAAGGGAAAGAGUCCCAGCAGGUACUUACCUACGUAGUACUUGGUCUGGUGCUGGAGAACCUAAGCUCAGGCGAGACGAAGAUAUAAUUUCGCCUAUUUUUUGUCUCCUAUAGCCUCACGCGUUUUAAACGUGUCGUUGCUGUCAACAACAUUAAUAUCAGCCAUGCCGAGUCCUAAAUCCAAAAGUACGGCUACGCCAGCCGCUUCGGCUUCUUCUCAUGGUUAUGAAUUUGGUGGCCCGCUCGGGGCCUUCGGUAUAACCUUUGGUUUGCCUAUUUUAUGUUAUGCCAUGUCCUUUUUAUGUAACGAUGUAUCCGGCUGCCCUGUACCGUCACUCCUCCAUCCUUCCACCUUGACCUGGGCGAAGCUCAAGGACGAAAUUGGUUGGCCUCGAGGAGGCGUCUUCGCAUUAGCGAGCGCCAAAGGGACGCUCGCCGUCCUUGGCUACUAUUUCGCCCUCAUCGUUCUGCAAGCUGUGCUGCCAGGCCAGGUCGCUGAAGGUGUCCAGUUGAGUUCUGGAGGUCGGCUGAAGUACAGGCUCAAUGCUUUUACUUCGGUCAUGGCUAUUAUUGCCGUGGCUGCCGUUGGUACCCUCAAGCAAGGUUCCAACUUUGUUCUCUGGACUUUCAUCUGGGACAACUACCGAGCCCUGCUGACAGCCAAUAUUGCCAUUUCUUAUGCGCUAGCAUGGUUUGUCUACAUACGCAGCUUCUCCAUUAAGCGCGGCAAUCCAGAGCACCGCGAGCUUGCCAAUGGUGGCAAGACUGGAAACCUACUUUACGAUUGGUUCAUCGGGCGCGAGUUGAACCCGCGCGUGACAAUCCCAGUCCUAGGCACCGUCGACAUCAAGGAGUUUUGCGAACUUCGACCCGGAUUGCUUGGUUGGAUCCUGCUCGAUUUGGCCUUCAUCGCGCAACAAUACAGGCGAUAUGGUUUCGCGACGGACAGCAUUUUCUUGAUCACGGGUUUCCAAGCUCUCUACGUUUUCGACGCCCUCUGGAUGGAACCGGCUGUACUUACGACCAUGGAUAUCACCACGGACGGUUUUGGAUUUAUGCUUGCCUUUGGUGACUUGGUCUGGGUUCCAUUCAUCUAUUCUCUUCAAUGCCGUUACUUGGCUGUACAUCCUGUUCAGCUGGGCCUCUGGGGCACGCUGGGUGUGCUUGCUGUUCAGGGACUUGGCUAUUCCAUCUUCCGUGGCGCCAACAACGAGAAGAAUCGUUUCCGCACCGAUCCUAAAGAUCCGAAAGUGGCCCAUUUAAAAUACAUGGAGACCAAAUCUGGCAGCAAACUCCUCAUAUCCGGUUGGUGGGGCGUUGCUCGUCACAUCAAUUAUUUUGGUGACUGGGUGAUGGCGUGGGCAUGGUGUUUGCCGACGGGCAUCGCUGGAUACAUGAUCCAGAAAACGUCUGGGGAUCCGCUCUCUGCCGGCAGCUCCGCGGCGGAAGGGUCCAUCAUCGGGGGCCAGCCGAUCGGUGCGCAAGUGGUCCAGGGUGAAGCGCGGGGGUGGGGCAUGAUCGUGACCUACUUUUACGUCGCGUACUUUGGGGUGCUUCUUGUGCAUCGCGAGAUGCGUGAUGAACAAAAGUGUAGACGGAAAUACGGCAACGAUUGGGACGAAUAUCGGAAAAAGGUCCCGUGGCGGAUGAUUCCCGGCGUGUACUGAGCUGAGAAGCAGUCACCGCCAGGAGGCGCUACACGCAUAUUAUCUUGCGAUAUUUUGCCCGGCAACGUCACUGAAGAAACAAAGUCUUCGCCGCCGUGAGAUGAACGGAUUAUUUUUGUCAAGCGGUCCACCCCAAUAUGACAAAACGUUGAGACUGGGGACCCCACAAAAUACCUUGGACUCAAAGAUUUUGGAGUGACAUGGUUUUCGAUUAAAAUUCAUAUAUAAUUAUCCAAUUAGGCAAUCAAUAAUUUGAAUCAGGAGCG
Xylona heveae TC161 is the source of this 1951-nucleotide messenger RNA. RefSeq names its product Delta(14)-sterol reductase. The transcript has 3 exons. Gene Ontology annotation, molecular function: Delta14-sterol reductase activity. Gene Ontology annotation, cellular component: endoplasmic reticulum membrane. The record is from RefSeq and is a predicted model, not a curated record. Gene Ontology annotation, biological process: ergosterol biosynthetic process. Lineage: Eukaryota; Fungi; Ascomycota; Xylonomycetes; Xylonales; Xylonaceae. Bases 183 to 1685 code for a protein of 500 amino acids.